Molecule: messenger RNA, 2834 nt
Organism: Oreochromis aureus
Lineage: Eukaryota; Metazoa; Chordata; Actinopteri; Cichliformes; Cichlidae
Product: endonuclease domain-containing 1 protein-like
Exons: 4
Coding region: 268-1173 (301 amino acids)
Molecular function (GO): metal ion binding; hydrolase activity; nucleic acid binding
Source: RefSeq, a predicted model, not a curated record
UGUUUCCUCUGUUGUAUGAACCUGUUACAAGGUCAUUUUGCUGGUUUUCACAGAUCAGUGGUGUCAAGAAAGGGGCUGGUUGACCUUGGAUGACCUCUAAAAGCUUUUAUUAUUAUCUUAAAAACAAAAGCGAUCAGAUUCUCUCUAUGUGAUAAAAAAGAAUUCACCUCAAUGACACUGGAAUCCUAGAAUAGACACUUGGACAUAAACUUACCUCAUAAUUUGAAACCUUCAUCCUAAGAACCCAAAGUCACACAGGGCUCGCAGAUGAUACCAUUGAUGAUGCAGCACCUCCUGCCUCUCGCUACUCUGCUCCUUCUGUCCAUCAUUCCUACUGAAACUGAAGUGGUGACAUCAGUCGCAGAAUGUAAUAAGUUUUUUCUUGAGAAAACUCCACCAAACAUCCGAGGAAUUUUGGAGGGAGGAACCAUCCUGGACCAGAACAGAUACAAAGUCAUUUGUCAGACCUUAAGAAACAUCAGGAGGUUUGUGACGCUGUACGACACCCAAAACAAGAUUCCAGUUUUUUCUGCUGCAAAGUACAGAGUUUCAAGUGAGGGACGCGAACCUCUUUGGAAGAUUGAACCACAGCUUGAAAACACAAAUUACGAUGACAAUAUGACACCAGCAGACAAGAAGAUCAUCUAUGCCCACCAGGCUGUAAUCACUGAUUACUCCGGCCAGCAAGAGUUUGAAAAAGGACAUUUAUUUCCAAGCUCUUAUACAUGUGAUGUAGUUGACAAAAGAUCUACCUUUACCCUGACUAACGCUGUUCCACAAAGAAAACUAUUUAACAACAGGCAGUGGAACAUGAUGGAGAGCUGUGUUAAAUGCAUUAUGGAUAAUUACUGCAUUAACAACAAUUACAAAACAGAAGGCUUUGUAGUGAUUGGAGCACAGCCCAGCAAUGGAAACCUCCUCAACAAGAAGGUCAAUAUUCCUUCAGUGCUCUGGUCGGCCUUCUGCUGUUACAGUCAAAACAGCUGGCUGGCAAGUGCACACUGGGGUGAAAACACAAAUGAUGGCCCAACAUAUCUACAGACCAAGACCUUGGGAGAACUCCACACAGAGCUGGGAAUUAAAGCAUUUCCUGGAACACAAUGUCCUAAUGACAUAAGUGUCACUGAGCUUUACUCAGAACCUGCCUGCAAAGACCAAUGCCGACAAAAGUGAAACAGAAAGAAGAGUACAUCGACUCCUCCUACAACCACUGCCACACCUUCAGAUUCAACACCUUUGUCUUCUUCUUCCACAUCUAACUCACCGAUCCCUCCCAGCACCACAUCUUUCUCAUCACCUGGAACAUCUGCCCCACUUUCCACCACAGUUCCAUUUUUUUUAAAUCGAAAAGUGAUUUGGAAAAGUUAAAAAACAUGAACAUUCUAAAAGAAUAAAUUAUAAGAAUAGUAAGCAUAGCAUGGCAGCACAGUGGUUAGCACUGUUGCCUCACAGCAAGAAGGUCCUCAAUUCAGUUCCACUAUCAGGGCGGGGUCUUUGGUUUGGAGUUCGCGUGUUCUUCCCCGUGUUUGUGUGAGUUCUUCCUCCCACUGUCCAAAAACAUGCACUUAGUGGGAAUAGGUUGAUUGGAAUCUCUAAAUUAUCCAUAGGUGUGAAUGGUUGUCUGCGUCUAUGUUAGCCCUGCGACAGACUGGCGACCUGUCCGGGGUGUACCCUGCCUUGUGCCCUAAGACAGCUGAGAUAGGCUCCAGCCCCCCGUGACCCUGAAAAGGAUAAGUGGAAGCGAAUGGAUGGAUGGAUAAAUAAGGAAUUGUAUAAUUGACUUUCUCAGUUUUAUUUGAACAAUCAAACAAAAAAAAUGAAUAAACAACAUCAACAUUAAAAUAUUGUCCUAAAAUGAGUGGAGAAAUUAAAAAUAAAACAAGUUGGAUUAUAUCUUUUUAGCAAAGAUAUACAUAAAGCAUUUAUCAUGCAUAAAGGGAAACUAAACAUGGUUUUAAAAUAAGCAGUUAUAUUACAUUUUAAUCAUAAAUGUCUGAUUUAAACCACAUUUAUUUAUCUACCAUUCAUGCCUGAGAUGAUAAUGACGUACAAGCUACAGAUGUGAUUUAAUGAAUAAUAAUGUUUUUGGUUGGGGAAUCUCAUGAAGGAUUUGUUAAGUUGUGGUUCCUGCUUUGUAAUCUCCAUGUUUAUUCUUUCCUGUGUUUAUAACAAUCAUAUUUUCCUAGUUUCUAUAGUAUUGAUUUUGGUAAUUUACCUGUCCCAUGUGCCUUGAUUUUAUGCCUUUAUUUUCCUUCCCGAGUGCCUGAUUGUUUCUUGUGCUUUAUCAGAUUUACUUUCUUUGUUUUUGUGUUUUUGACAUGUAUUCUUCCUGCAUUUUUGGUGUUUUAUCUGCCAGUGCUGUUAUUUUGUUCUCUUUUCCUCACAGUCAGAGUUCAGCCAUCAUUGUGAUUGUUACACUGGGUGCAGAUGUACUCAUACUCAAAAUAAAUGAUGUGACCAACAAUUUUUGAGAUUAUCUCCCUCAAGCUGGAGCCUAUCCCAGCUGUCAUAGGGAGAGAGGAGCUAUUAACAAAUUGCCAGAACUGUUGAGAGACAGAGCUGAGAAUAACCAUUUAACCUAGCACAUCUUUGAACUGUGGGUGGAAGCUGGAGACCCCAACACAGCAGUGGGAGAAGAUGCAAACUCCACACAGAACACCAGGCAACUGAUGGAUUCACACCCAGGACCGUCUUCCUGUGAGGCCGUGGUGCGAACCACCGCAUCAUCAUGCCGCCCUUGUUAAACUAUAUGACUGUAACUACCCUCUAUAGUGUUUUGUAAACCACGUAACAUGUUAAUGUGGUUCUAAUAAAUGACAACUGGAGCAUCAAAA